GACUGAGCUAAGGGUCAAGAGAAGUGAGUUUUUUCGCUUUGUCAAAUGUUUUUUUCAUAAAAUUCAUUUUCUAAUUCAAAAUAAUGUUUCUACUUUUCGUCUUUAAAAAGUAAAGAGCAGAUUUUGGGGGAUUCUGAAGUCGUUUUGCGCAAUUUUCUUUCGGUUUAAGCUUAUAUAUUGUGACAUAUUUGAAAACAACAUGGCGAGUGCUUCACAAAUAACCUCAACUCCAGAUGAAAAGGAAGGUCAAAAUGAAGAUAGAAGACAAACUAAUGGUAAUGUAGAAACUGAAKAUGUUACAAAUGACAUGCAAGAAGRGGACUCGUUAGAAACAAAUAGAAACGAGAAGAAAAAUCUUACAYUGGAAAGUGGCCAGCAUGUCGAGGUCUUGAAUGGCGAAAACGAAGACGUAAAAGACGAAAAAGAGCCUUCUUUGCAUGGAAGACUCAAUGGAAAUGCACAGGAUGUGAACCUGACACAUGGAAAAGUCGAAGAAAAUGGCGUCGAAGUAGACAAAGAUCGCGUCAAUGAGUGUGCGACUGACAACAACAAAAAAGAGAAUYACAAGAUAGUCGAACCAACCAAGCAACUGGCUGAGCCUGCAUCUGAAAAUGAACUUAAAAAUCACGAGUCGCCAGCAGAAGAUACUGAUAACACAACAACAACAACAACAAUAGAUAAUAUUGAAAUACAAGAGAACYCUGCACCCCCCAGAUCACAACCCAUACAUCGACAUAGCCCUAAUAGUGGAAGCCCAGAAAGAAAAAAUCAUACAGGGGGGUGCCACAAAUUCCUAGAUGAAGAAUCAAGAGCGGAAUACAUGAAAAUCAAGUCUGAAGUCACUGGUGAGGCAGAAACAUCAGAAAGUGAAGAUGAAGACGAAUUGUUAACAAGUGAGCAUACCCACCCUGGAAGCCACAGUUCUCCCGACUCAAAAACAAAAGCUGAAUAUAGAAAGAUAAAAUAUGAAGUAACRGGUGAAGCACUCACGUCAGAAAGUGAAGAUGAGAAUCCUGUUGAAGAAGAGAAAGAAGAGAKAGAAAAGGAAUCARCUGACGAAUGGAUGGAUAUUUUUGGCAAUGGGUUGCUGAAACGAAAGAUACUACGUGAGGGUAAAGGUCGCGACACAAGACCAGACAGAGGGCAGAUAGUWAUGAUACGUACUGCAGGACGAUUAAGUGAUGGGACACCCGUGGAUUGGAAUCAGUGUUUGGAYUUUAUUCUUGGUGAAGGAGAGGUUAUCCAAGCCUGGGAUGUUGGUGUUGCCCUUAUUGAACUAAGUGAGGUCUGUGAGUUAGUYACAGAUGCUCGAUAUGCUUAUGGAGAACAAGGAAGGAGCGGCGACAAUCCUGUCCCACCCAAUGCCAAGAUCACCUAUGAGAUUGAACUGCUAGCAGUAAGAGAUGGCCCUGACAUGGACACAAUGAGUGAUGAAGACAGAAUCAAGAUUGGAGAUAAAAAGAAGGASCUUGGCAAUGAUUUGUUUUCAAGAGGAGACUAUGCAGCGGCAAUCAACUGUUAUCAAAGGAGACAAAGGGGUGCACGCCACACAUUCAAAAGGAUCAAGGCAUAUUCAGCAGCUCUUUCAUCAUGUCAGCAAGUACUAUCAAUUGAACCUGAUAAUGUAAAGGCAUUGUUUAGAAAGGGAAAGGUACUGGCAGCUCAAGGGGAGUUAAAGGAAGCCAUAUCUCACAUCAAGAAAGCAAGUCAGAAUGAGCCUGGAAAUAAAACUAUCCGCACUGAACUCACCAACCUUAAAAAACAGCUGACCUCACAGACUCAACAAGAGAGAAACAUGUAUGAAAAGAUGGUUGGAGGACUGAUAGAAGAGGAUAAAAACACAUCAAAAAGCUCAAUGUUGCCAUGGUCAUUAGUAUUUGGUGCCGCAGUUGUUGUGUUGGGUGGCAUUGUAGCAGCGCUGUAUGUUAGUAAGCACUAGGUAGCUUUUACAGUUACACUUUGGCUUCUCUACACUUUGUCACUUUGAAGAUGCAAUGCUGUUUAUAAAGACUGCUAUGGCCUUAUUUCUAAACAAUAGGGCUUGGUGAUGCAACAAUGAUUUUGAAGUUGUAAUUAGAAAAUUGAAUUGAAAUAUCUGAUUUGAAAUCUGGAUUUGUUGCAUCUUUUGUUGUCAUUUAAAUGAUAAUUUAUUCAUUACAAUGAGAUGAUCUAUUACCUUCUAAAACUGACAUGUGACAAAUAUAAUUUUACUAAUUUAUUAAAAAAAAUUUCAAGAUUGUAGAAAUGUGUAAGACACAUUUUGUUGCUUUAUAUAAGUACUGUAUUUGAAUAAUAGUGCCUACCAAAAACUAUCGAGCUGUUUUCCACCUUGUCAGAUCCCAAAAGUGCAAAAGUUCUGGUCAUAAUACAGAAGAUUUCACAGUAUUGUUACCUGUUUUGGUAUAAAAAGAUAUUAAAAAGAUCUUUGAACACCA
Molecule: messenger RNA, 2435 nt
Organism: Exaiptasia diaphana
Lineage: Eukaryota; Metazoa; Cnidaria; Anthozoa; Actiniaria; Aiptasiidae
Product: peptidyl-prolyl cis-trans isomerase FKBP8
Exons: 9
Coding region: 200-1939 (579 amino acids)
Molecular function (GO): protein binding; peptidyl-prolyl cis-trans isomerase activity
Source: RefSeq, a predicted model, not a curated record